Diplodia corticola is the source of this 507-nucleotide messenger RNA. Its product is annotated as protein yop1. NCBI's taxonomy places the organism in Eukaryota, Fungi, Ascomycota, Dothideomycetes, Botryosphaeriales, Botryosphaeriaceae. The transcript is spliced from 6 exons. Bases 1 to 507 code for a protein of 168 amino acids. The record is from RefSeq and is a predicted model, not a curated record.
AUGUCGUUCCAGGAGAAGGCCCAGCACCAGAUCUCGCAGCUCGACAAAGAGCUGUCGAAGUACCCGGCCCUCGUGAACCUCGAGAAGCAGACCAAUGUGCCCAAGGUGUACGCCAUCCUCGGCGUCGCCGCCAUCUACUUCUUCCUGAUCUUCUUCAACAUUGCCGGCGAGUUCCUCGUGAACGUCAUCGGCUUCGCUCUGCCCGGCUACUACUCGCUGGACGCCCUCUUUUCGACCACCAAGGUCGAUGAUACUCAGUGGUUGACGUACUGGGUUGUCUUUGCUUUCUUCACCGUGUUUGAGAGCCUGGUCAAUGCUGUCUACUGGUUCCCCUUCUACUACACUUUCAAGUUUGUCUUGAUCCUCUGGAUGGCUCUGCCCCAGACCUCUGGUGCCCAGGUUGUCUUCCGCUCCUUCAUCCAGCCCGUGUUCGCCCGCUUCUUCUCGCAGAGCGGCUCCACCGCUGCCAACCUCCGCGCUGCCGCCGACCAGGCCAAGGCCGAGUAA